Pocillopora meandrina is the source of this 2429-nucleotide messenger RNA. The record is from the annotation of a GenBank genome assembly. Lineage: Eukaryota; Metazoa; Cnidaria; Anthozoa; Scleractinia; Pocilloporidae.
AUGACUGUUUGGAACCAGAAAGCCCUUUUUGUCACAUCACUUAUCGUCUGUGUUCUAUCAGUUUCAGUGUUGCACAAACACUUCAAGUGUAACUUGGCCUCCGUUGUUGAUGAGCUAGUAAGACUGCAAUUUUUGUUUCUUUGCAUGGUCAUUUUGGAAAGUUAAUAUCAUGUAAUAUGUAUUGCAUCAAGAGAUUAAUGUUCACAUUUUGAAGCGCGCACGAAUGAGGUGCUCACCUCCUUAUAUAAAGAGCGUGUCUGAGAACAUCUCGCGCAUCCUUCAACCCUUCAAUGUUCGUGUCGUCCACAAACCCAUAGCCACUCUACGUUAAUAACUAACAAACGUCAAAGACAAGGACGAGCCUAAGAACAGACAGGGAGCAGUAUAUAAGAUCGAUUGCUCCAACUGCCAAGCCUCCUGCAUCGGAGAGACAGGCAGAAACCUCACAACGAGACUGACUGAAUACAAGCGGGCGACAAAGAAAAGGUGAUGUCAAUAAUCACUUUGCCAGAUAUCAUCGACUCAUGAAUCAUUCUACUGACUGGGACUCUGCGCAAUGCCUAACCUACAGCACUAACUACUUCCACCGACUGACUCUAGAAAGCUGGUCACCUAACUUAAAACAGACUCCCCUCAAGAGGUGUCAACAACUACCGACACCACACAAACGACUUAUAUGCUGACGAUGAACAAAUUCAUGUCUCGCAUAAAGAUCCAGUGAAGUUAGAAAUGAGACUUCAAUGCCAACUUCUCGAAGCUGACAAAAUUUUUUGUUUUUUUUCUUUCUUGGAGAAAUCGGCAAUGCAGCUACUCUUGUUAAUCCGAGGUAAAAUAAAGGUGAUAACAAACCGAACAGAACGACUUAACUUUACCGACAGGUCGAAGCCGCGCAACACGACCGACUCACGCCACUUGAGUCUUACAGCCAAUAACAUUACGGCAAACCUGGCCUGCAACCGGACUUAGAACAUUCGACUGACAACAAAUAUUCACUUGACUCUGAUGAUGACUUCCGCUCGGGUUGUCGAAACAUUAGUCACCAUUACCGACAACAGUCCUUUUCAGGACUACCCUCACCCGGACGAUCAGACCACAUUAUCGCACGUUACCCCCGGGUUCCAAGCAUUUACUGUAAUCGACAUAUUCCUAUUCUUCUCAAUUUUGAAAAUUCUGAGACAACAGUUUAUGUGAUUUUAUUGUUGUUACUAUUUCAGUGCUCAGCUUAUAGGGCAGGUGACGUGUCAGGUCCAUUAUGCCCAGAUCUCUGCGGCCCAAAAAACAGUAUCCAUUUUGGAAAUUGCCUCAGUACAGUGUCUGAUAAGAAGAUUUAUAACGGUGAAUGGCAGGGAAAGGAGGUUAUAUUGAAAAUUAACAUGAGUUGGUUUGAAGAGUUUGAGAAGAGGCAGAAAAUAACCGACCUUGCAGCAGUAUCAUCAUUUCAAGAAGAUGUCUCCUCCAGAGUGAAGACUUUGUUUGGCGACUGCUCUCAUUGCAACAAACUCGUAUUUCGUUUGCUGUCACUUGGUGACGGGGACGGUGAUGAGACAAUUUCAGCGUCCGAAGCAAGAACAUUUAUCUCCUUACUACAACUUGUAGAACCCAUGAUGUUAAUGGUCCUUAAUGAAAGUAAACACACAGUAGAUUUCUUUGGGUAUUGUGGUGGAUUAUACGUUGUGGAGAAAGUGUCUUUUGUUGCUUCUGACGUGUUUGGGAACACUUGGGAGUUAAUGGACCUUUCAUUGUUGCCUGAUGUAUUUGAACCGCUGCAAGAAUUACUCAAUGACUACGGCAACAGAGCUAUGAAUCUUUUUGGCUCUUCUUUGUUAAAAAUGGCUCGCAACCUUGGUUAUGCGCGUACUGUUGCAAAGUGCCCUGUCAUAGGCGCGUCUUUUCAAGUGUAUAUCAACAGCAGACGCAAAAAAUUUGACUUCGCUUAUUCGCUGUUGGACGCAACUUUAGACACAUCUAGCACUCCGUAUGGCUUGGCGCAGUCAUGUGAUGUACACUUGGGAAAUUAUGGAAUUACAACUACGUCGACGGUGAAACUCAUUGAUCUUGAUCUGAUGUACCCUCACGUUUUUCUGCGAACACUCCUGGAACAGAAGAAAUGCGUUUCUGACUGGGACUGUUUUGGAGGUCACCAUUGCUGGUCAACUUGCGACAAGACCAAAGGCACUUGUAAAACGCUUUUAGGUAUCCAGGACCUGCAUAUGGUAUGUGAGGGUGUUUUUCCUCUACUGUUUAGACAUCCCAAUUACCUGGAACCAACAGAUCACAACAUGACCCGCUUGAAAAGAGCAAUGAGAAAGCUGGCAGUCUUUUGUAGUGAGAUACCAGUGGUAUACUCAAGCGCAGAAUUGCGGAGAAACAUUCUGAUAGUUAAAAAGAGGCUGAAAUCAGUUGACAUGAUGGUCGCAAACGAAUAUUAG